GAAAACAGGUUUUAAUUAGUAACUACUGACAGUAGGAGAAAGAGCUCAGCUCCGUUCCAGUUUGUGAGAAAUGAUUCGGAUGUUUUAAAGGGAGACUAGGAAGGGAGAGCAGAGCAGGGACUCCGCAGGGCCAGAGAAGAAUUACAAAGGAUUGGUCCGCGCAAAUGCAGUACCAGCCAGCCGUGUUUGCUGCUAGCAGUUAUCGAAGUUAGGAUUCUGUCCUACCCUGGAUACUGGGACAGAGGCCCCGUCCUUCCCGAUGACUACAUUCCAAAGGAGUGGCCCUUAGGUCCUUGAGAGCAACACUUCUGAGCAGCAAGAGAUACAUAUUCACAACUCCACUUCACACUGUCACCCGCCAGCCAGGCACCGCAACUCCGUACCUCGCCACGACCUCACACACGUUCUGUCCUGAAUCCUCCCCACUGCCGUCUCGUCCUGACCUUCUUCUGACGUUUGGAGUCAGUCCGGUGUCGAGUGCCAUCACUAGCCUGAGACGCUGCCGUGUUAUACUGCCAUGGACAGCAACCAUCAAAGUAAUUACAAACUGAAUAAAACUGAGAAGAAGUUCUUAAGGAAACAGAUUAAAGCCAGGCAUACUUUGCUGAGACAUGAAGGCAUUGAGACAGUAUCGUAUGCCACCCAGAGCCUGGUUGUGGCCAAUGGUGGAUUGGGUAAUGGUGUGAGUAGGAACCAGCUGCUCCCAGUGUUAGAGACGUGUGGACCAGUAGAUGCUCUCUUAAUGCCUCCUAACAAGCCCUACUCAUUCGUGAGCUACAAAACUGCAGAAGAAUCCAAGAAAGCCUACGCCACCCUCAACGGAAAAGAAAUAGUGGAUGAUUUAGGACAAAAGAUCAUUCUGUACUUCAAUUUUGUGGAAAAAGCACAAUGGAAAGAGUUGGGGCUUCAGGCCUUACCUCCAGGCCUCAUGGUCGUAGAAGAAAUUAUUUCUUCUGAGGAUGAGAAAAUGCUUUUGGAAAGUAUUAACUGGACAGAAGAUACAGGCAAUCAAAAUGUUCAAAAAUCUUUAAAGCACAGAAGAGUAAAGCACUUUGGUUAUGAAUUCCACUAUGAAAACAACAAUGUGGAUAGAGGCAAGCCAUUACCGGGGGGUCUUCCUGACAUUUGUGAUGGCAUUUUGGAGAAAUGGUUGAAAGAAGGUUACAUUAAACACAAACCCGAUCAGUUGACUGUAAACCAGUAUGAACCUGGACAUGGAAUUCCUGCUCAUAUUGACACACAUUCUGCUUUUGAGGAUGAGAUUGUUUCUCUCAGUCUGGGGUCAGAGGUUGUCAUGGACUUUAAGCACCCAGACGGCAUCACGGUGCCCGUUAUGUUGCCUCGUCGGAGUUUGCUGGUGAUGACCGGAGAAUCUAGAUACCUCUGGACACAUGGAAUCACACCCAGAAAAUUUGAUACUGUUCAAGCAUCCAAGGGUCACAAAAGUGGAAUUAUCACCAGUGAUGUUGGAGACUUAACUUUAAGCAAGAGGGGAAUAAGGACAUCAUUUACAUUUAGGAAAGUGAGGCAAACACCUUGUAAUUGUAGUUACCCUUUGGUCUGUGACAGCCAGAUGAAGGCGACCCCCCCAUCAUUUCCAGAGAGCGAAAGAGAAGCCUCACAACUGGAGCAAGAGUAUGUCCACCGAGUCUAUGAGGAGAUUGCUGGGCACUUCAGCAGCACACGACAUACCCCUUGGCCGCAUGUGGUGGAGUUUUUGAAAGCUUUGCCCCGUGGUUCGUUAGUGGCUGAUGUUGGCUGUGGAAACGGAAAGUAUCUUGGCAUCAAUAAGGAGUUAUAUAUGAUCGGUUGUGAUCGGAGCCAGAGCCUCGUGGACAUCUGUCGAGAGCGGCACUUCCAGGCCUUCGUCUGCGACGCGCUGGCUGUGCCCAUCCGCGGCGGGGCCUGUGAUGCCUGCGUCUCCGUUGCUGUUAUUCACCAUUUUGCAACAGCGGAGCGCAGAGUAGCCGCUCUCCAAGAACUCGUUCGACUCCUGAGACCUGGCGGGAAGGCACUCGUUUAUGUCUGGGCAAUGGAACAAGAAUAUAAUAAGAAGAAAUCCAAGUAUCUUAGAGAAAACAGAAUGAGCCAGGGGAAGGAGGAGGAGGUCAGCAGCGAUACGCCAGGCCCAGAGUUGCUUGUGGAGCAAGUGCCUGACACAGGCCAUAAGGAGCCAGCAUGUCGAAUGCCCUCCAUCAGUGACUUCCAGGAGGGAGGGCGGAAUUCAAGGGAAGUUACGGAUUCCAAGCUCCCCGUUCACACUAAUAGGACUUCUUUUCAUUCUCAAGACGUACUGGUUCCCUGGCACCUUAAGGGCAACCCUGGGAAAGACAAACCUGCUGAGCCGUUUGGUCCGGGAGGAUCCCAUGACCCAAGUCCUGUGUUUCAUCGUUUCUACCACGUGUUCCGUGAGGGGGAGCUGGAAGCCGCCUGCCAGACUCUGAGUAACGUCCGCGUCCUGCGAAGCUACUACGAUCAGGGGAACUGGUGUGUGAUUCUUGAGAAGGUCUGACGUCUCUGAACAUACACACCGGAAAGAAAGGCUCAGCUUUAUUUUUUAAAGGACUCUAAAUUUACUGUCUUUUUAAAGAGAAAAUGUGUGGAAAAGAAUCAAAGAAAGGAGACCGCCUGAGAGAAAAUUGGAAGUAGAGAUUAGUUAGGACACAUUUGGGCUACUAGUAUGGCCAUUGUAUCCAUAAAUGUGGGAACGGUUCUCUUAAAUAGGGAGGCAUAGGGAUGGAUUUUAAAAGUGACUGAAGUAGUUUGUGAAGUUUUUGGGGUCCCAGGGUAAGAAUGCAGCAUUCUGAAGACAAAGUUUUGGUGUUAAGGUUACUCAGCGAACUAAAUCAUGUAGAAUCUUAGUGAUGCAAUCAUACAACAUUUUAAUAAAGAAGUAUUUCUGGACAGUAGAGAAUUGUCUGAAGACUUUGACUCUUAGCUCUGUAAAGUCACAGACGAUAACCUCUCCCCCCUCACCGUCCUAACGCAGGCUUGACACGUAGUAGGUGCUCAGUAGAAUUUCAGCCCAUCAGAUCGUUCAUCCCACAAAUACUUACAGAACCCCUACUAUGUAUUUAAGUACUGUGAGUGGAGCUGUGAACAAGAGUGAAAGCUCCUGCCCUCCUGGAACUUCCGUUGUGGAAGAAGGACAGCCGGUAUGCAAAUGAAAUUGAUCCAAUGUGCCAGGUAGCGAGAAGUGAAACAGGACUUGGCGGUUUUCCCCGGGAACAGAGGAUCGUUUCCAAAGGGCUGCGGUAACCACGAAUCCUGACUGUAGUUGGUUACCGAGAAUUAGUUGGUAUUCCUGAUGUAUUGACCAGGUGUUAAAGGCAACCCCAGUGGGCUCUUACAACUCCUUUGUUUAAGUAGCAAAAGUUAGAAUGGUCAGUCAGACUUAAUUAUGCCCUUACAGCCACAGCUGUAGUGUCACUACCGGGUGUCUCCAGUUCCUUCAUGGUUUGUACCAGUCUGGGCGCAGUCAGCAGUUUUUACCUCCAAAUACUUCACACUCAGUCAACUUACCACUCAGGUCAAGUUUCCAGGAAGAACAAAGGUAGAAAGUCAACCGUAGCUCAAAUGAUCACGCAAAAGGAAAGUACUUUUUAAAACAUGCAUUGCUUUUAUAGCAGUUACGCUUAAGACUACUUCAAGAAAAAUUGCUUCCUGUGAAUGAUGACGCCCAGACAAUUGUGUCUGUUGUUAUUGUUGAGAUGUUUAUUUUCCAGCGUCAAGCUUUCUGAAACUGGCCGUGAUGAAUAGGUCUCGGAUGAGACGACGAUUGUUUUUGUCAUGGAAUCUUCACUGCAAGAUUAUAACUGUUCCCUCCAGAUGAAUGUAUAAGGUUCAUGAUAUGAAAAGACAAAUUAUGGGGCUAAAAAAAAGCAGUUUUAUUCUGACAGAAAUUCUAGAACUUCACAUUGCAAUGUGAAGCUCAGCUCCUGCUAAUAAGUUUUAAAAUCUAGAUGAAAUGGGCGAUUUUCAAGGAGGAUGCAAAUACCUGAACUCAAGAAGAGGCAGAAAAUGGAAGGUGUUGAAAAAGCCGCAUAGGAAUUCAGAACUUGGCUCUUGAUUCAGCCUGGAAAUUGAAUUCUCGAUCUGCCAUUAGUUUUAGCCGGAGACUCUGGACAAACUCCCUCCCUUCUCUGUGCUCCAGUUUUCUCAGCUGUAGUGCUGGAGGAGUUGUUCUGCAAUUAGCUGGGAUAACAGCUCUCAGAGCAGUGCAAGAAUAGAGUGUGUGUGUGUGAAACAUGUUUAUUAUCAUUAGUCCCAGAGAAAGCCCUCAAGAGUUUCAGGAAUUGAAUGACAUCAAAUCUAAUUUGUUAAUUGUGUAUUAAAAACCUAUGGUUUUACUGA
This is a messenger RNA of Leopardus geoffroyi (Geoffroy's cat), 4353 nucleotides long. RefSeq names its product alkB homolog 8, tRNA methyltransferase (gene ALKBH8). Bases 518 to 2512 code for a protein of 664 amino acids. The transcript has 13 exons. Gene Ontology annotation, cellular component: nucleus; cytoplasm. NCBI's taxonomy places the organism in Eukaryota, Metazoa, Chordata, Mammalia, Carnivora, Felidae. Gene Ontology annotation, molecular function: tRNA binding; S-adenosylmethionine-dependent methyltransferase activity; 2-oxoglutarate-dependent dioxygenase activity. The record is from RefSeq and is a predicted model, not a curated record. Gene Ontology annotation, biological process: tRNA wobble uridine modification.